AUGUUGGUGGUAAACACAAAUAAAUUUGGUGCUUAUAAGCGAGUCGAAGAGAAGAAUGAAAGUCAGCGAGUUAGUGUUAAAAUGGUAGAUAAUAAUAUUUAUAAUGUAGAGUUUGUUGAUAGUAUCCAACAAAACCAAAUGAUUGGCGAUACGCCUAACUACUGCAUUCCUUUAAAGAUUAACGCCAUAACAGUCCAGGGUAUCUCAUACAGUGACCCGUAUUUCAGUAGCUUUAACUUAAACUAUAAGAUGGCGUUUGGAGCGCCAGAGUAUAUGAACAAGUCUGAUUACGCUUUUAAAUCCUCAGUUUGUAUUAUACGAGAUGAGCCUUGCACGGAUAAGACGCGACUAAAUGAAAAGUCUGCUCAUAAAAUGAUAUGCAAAACGAAAACUCGAAUGAUUACUUAUAACGACAAACCUUUAGAAACCAACCAUGACAAUAAAGUAUUGAAAGUUGGUAACGAAACAACUCUGCCAGUAUCGAAGACAUUCGCAAAUGGCGAUUUAACGUUCGACGCUAUGUUGGAAUUACUGCGAAACGAGAGAGAAAUAAUUAUGGAUGUGGCAAAAACUGAAGAUGUAGACUCUUGGGGUGUCCCACGUCGGCUUAGACUGCAAGGUGGAGGAGAGAGCUCUUUGAAUGCUGCAAGUGGAUGGGGCAGUCCACCUACAUCAAACAAUGCUGGAAAUUGGGGUGGUAAUUCCAGUGGCCAAACCAAUAAUGGGACUAAUAAUACUCAACAAUGGAACAACACUCAACGACCACCCACUUCACAAGCUGAUAUGAACAGUAACAAGGGUAAUGGCAAUCAAAUACCACCAACCAGUGCAGCUUCACAAAAUUGGCAAACAUCCCCACCAAAUAUGCCAAACGCACAAACUAACAAUAAUGGUGCACCACAAAGUAAUGGCACGAACAAUACCGCCAAUGGUAAUAACGGUGGCAAUAAUCCUUCUAAUCCCACUGCAAACUCUAAUGGUGUAUCCUCUGGCAACGGGACUAAUGGCAAUAAUACCAACAAUACCUCAUCAGCUAAAAUAGAGCAGUUGAACUCUAUGAGAGAGGCUUUAUUCAGUCAGGACGGAUGGGGCGGACAACAUGUCAACCAAGAUACUAAUUGGGAUGUACCUGGGUCUCCUGAGCCUGGUUCUAAAGUGGAACCAUCCGCAGGGGGUCAACCCGCCUGGAAGCCGAAUAUCAAUAAUGGCGCCUUCCUGGGAACUGAUCUCUGGGAAGCAAAUCUGAGGAAUGGAGGCCAGCCUCCACCGCAGCCUGCAACUAAGACACCAUGGGGCCACACUCCUACUACUAAUAUAGGUGGAACCUGGGGUGAAGAUGAUGAUGCUGCUGACUCAGCUAAUGUAUGGACUGGAGCCCCGCCUCCGCAGCAAUGGCCUGCUGGACCUCCCCAGCAUACUCAACAAUGGGGAGGUGUACCAAAGAAAGAUGACUGGAAUGCCUGGGGAGAGCCACACAGGCCUGCUGACCCCAGACUUGACCCACACCGUACUCCCGAUCCAAGGCAACAACCCAACGACCCGCGUCACGAUCUUCGUGGGGGAAUAUCUGGUCGUCUUAAUGGAGAUAUGUGGAGUCAGCACCACCAACAUCCUGGUGGCCCUAAUAAGAUGAUGCCUACUGGAGCUGUCAACCAAUGGGGUGCUCAGGGUCCAAAAGAGACAAUUAAAGCUGCAGGUUGGGAGGAGCCCUCUCCACCUGCGGCGCGUCGGGCCGGCACUGGCUUCGACGAUGGCACCUCGCUAUGGGCACAGAGGGGUGGUAUGGGUGGCAUGGCCCGCCCUCAAGGCCCUCCCGCUCCACAACGCAUAGCACCUGCGCCUACUAAGCCAGACGCGGUAUGGGGAGCUCACUCACAAAGGAAUGGGUCGUGGGAGGAACCCCACGCGGGUUGGGGAGAGCGUGACGUCAGCGGGUGGCCUGAUGUCACCGGCCCCACGCUGUGGCCCGUGCCCAAGAAAGCCCCGACUGCUGCAUGGCCUGAUGAUAUCGGAGAGUGGGGUGGCCCUAAACCACCGCAAAGUGGAUCCAUAGGCAAGCAGCUGCCUAAGGAAAUGGUGUGGAACAGUAAACAAUUUAGAUAUCUCGUCGACAUGGGCUUUAAGAAGGAAGAAGCAGAAGCGGCUCUUCGCAGUCGGGAUAUGAAUGCUGAAGAGGCUUUAGAAAUGUUAACGGCUACUCGUGGAGACGGGUGGCGUCGUGACGAGCACUUCCAUCAUGGCCCCUUCCAGCCACAGCCUACGGUGCCUGUGUCCCCUGCUGUGGUUCAGAAACUCCUAAACCAACCACCUCCUCCGUCUGUACAGCAUCAUCCUUCAUAUAAUCCUAAUAGCGGUACAGGCAGCAGCGGUCAACCAAGCACAGCUCAACUGCGCAUGUUAGUCCAGCAAAUCCAAAUGGCAGUGUCGGCUGGGUAUCUCAACCACCAGAUCUUGAACCAGCCCUUGGCGCCACAGACGCUGGUGCUACUUAAUCAAUUGUUACAACAGAUCAAAGUGCUGCAGCAGUUCGUACAACAGCACACUCUGGCCAUAUCGAAGGGUAACUCGUCCCUCGCAUUGCAAUAUUCUAUGCAAAUUAGCAAGGCUAAGCAACAAAUUGCGUCCCUUCAGAACCAAAUAACUACUCAACAAGCUCUCUACAUGAAGCAACAAGCGGGUGGCUCGGACCUGUUCAAACAAAGUCAUGAUCCACUUGCAGGACUGCCAAACAACUUUAAUGAAAUGAGCCUCAACAAAGAUACGCAGUCUGGUUAUAGUGCGACCGGCAAUCAAACGUCCCGUCUGACUCAGUGGAAGCUGCCCUCUCUGGACAAGGACGGUGAAGGUACGGACUUCAGUCGCGCUCCCGGCACCGCUAAGUCCACUACUAGCCCUCAACUGAACCAAAUUGGCUUACAACCUGACACUACAUGGGGUGUGGGUCGCAACGAGGGGUGGGGCGACAGCGGCGCGGACGUGGCGGACGGCAAGGACGCCUGGCCCUCGCACCCCGCGCACCAGCCGGUGUACGACUUGGUGCCUGAGUUCGAGCCCGGCAAGCCCUGGAAGGGCAAUCAAAUGAAGAAUGUUGAAGACGACCCAGCUAUGACUCCCGGUUCCGUGGUACGAUCUCCAUUGUCGCUCACUGCUAUAAAAGACACUGAUAUGCUUGGAGGCAAGACUUCACCUCCCGGAGGGGAGCGUAGCCUCUCCUCCUCGACCUGGAGCUACGCCCCUCCACCGGCGACCAGCGCCGGAGGCCUAAAGCCAGUAGAUGCAUGGGGGGCGAAGCCUCGCCCCACGCCACCAGGACUUAACAAGUGGCCCCAACACCACGUCAACUCUCGUGCCGUGCCUUCUUGGCAAGCAUCUACUUGGCUGCUAUUGAAGAACCUCACUGCUCAGAUCGACGGGUCCACACUGAAGACGCUGUGCGUGCAGCACGGCCCGCUGCAGAACUUCCACCUCUACCUCAACCAGGGGCUGGCGCUCGCGCGCUACUCCACACGUGAGGAGGCCGCUAAGGCUCAAAUGGCGUUGAACAACUGUGUGCUGAGCAACACAACGAUCUUCGCGGAGUCGCCCGCCGAGUCCGAGGUGCAGAUGAUCCUGCAGCACCUCGGCUCUGGAGGCGGCGGCGCGUGGCGAGGGGGUGGCGCAAAGGACGGCUGGGGCGGCGGCUUCCCCGGGCUGUGGCCGGAGCAGCACGAGCAGCGCGCCACGCCGUCGUCGCUGAACUCGUUCCUGCCCCCGGACCUGCUCGGCGGCGAGUCCAUC
Brenthis ino (lesser marbled fritillary) is the source of this 3777-nucleotide messenger RNA. The record is from the annotation of a GenBank genome assembly. NCBI's taxonomy places the organism in Eukaryota, Metazoa, Arthropoda, Insecta, Lepidoptera, Nymphalidae.